Molecule: messenger RNA, 4057 nt
Organism: Aedes albopictus (Asian tiger mosquito)
Lineage: Eukaryota; Metazoa; Arthropoda; Insecta; Diptera; Culicidae
Gene: ClC-c
Product: H(+)/Cl(-) exchange transporter 5
Exons: 13
Coding region: 689-3361 (890 amino acids)
Biological process (GO): transmembrane transport; chloride transport
Cellular component (GO): plasma membrane; Golgi apparatus; synaptic vesicle
Molecular function (GO): voltage-gated chloride channel activity
Source: RefSeq, a predicted model, not a curated record
AAAACUGAGCUGUCAUCGUAAAAAUUCCAACAAAUUCGGUCGCAAAGCUGUAGUUAAUUAGAAAAGUGAAUAUUAAAGUAUGUUGUGGGUUUUUAAUAGAAAGAAUUUUGAUGAAAUAGUUAUGUUAAAUGUUUCGUAGUUCUUUCGGUUUUACAUUUUUUGGAAAAUAAUAUGAAAAAGGACACCAGUCUGAUGAAAAUCGAUGCCAGUGGAUAUCGCGUAAUUUGUGAUCUAUUUCGUGAAUACAUACCAGCACAAAUAUUGCUACCCUCUUCAUAAUACGUAUUUAUUCUUUGAAUCGUGAUUAGUUCGUAUUACAUGAAGAUAAAAAUCAAAUAAAGUGAAGGGUGCAUUGUAGUCUAGCCUAAGAAAAAAUAAUAAUUGUGUCUGUACAGUGCGUACCUACUGAUAUUGCUUAUUCAUAAUAUUAAGAAGAAAACAGCUCUAACAAUCAUUACUACGUGUCAGUACAUUUAUGUUCUGCGGUGAAGGUGGUAAAACGAGAUCUGCAUAAUUCGCAAUAGUGAUUGGUAGUGAGUUUAAACUUGAAACACCCACUUCUGAUACGGUUCUAGCAACGCCUCUUAAGAAUCUGAUCGACACAGCAAUGAAUGCUUUUGCUGUAAUGGUGAAACUAGACAGUUGAUGAGCUAAUAACAUCAGUGCCCCAGUGAUCUAAGGAAACGGUAUGGAAAAAUUCCCCCUGAAAGGAACCAAUAUUUCCACAUCAGCAACGGUGGUCGGCAGUCAUCCAUUGAGCGGAGAUCACCCUUCUUAUCAAGCGGUUGGGCGUAAGACUGCAUCGCCAACUAAUGAGAGGAGUUUCAUAAAUACGACUUCGCUCACAUCGGACGACGAAAUGAUUGACAUUACGCCAAAUAACGUAAGCAAUCCCAACUAUCAGUACCACUCGUCCUCGAACGGCGGUGGCAGUCGGGAGGACGGCGUGGGUGGAGAAACAUUAGGUGCCACUGGAAGCGGAUUGGGAGGCAGUCUGCACGCCGGCAGUGAUAACAGUGUGAGGACAUCGCCCACGCACAGCCGAUUUGGGCGAGAUUUUCAUUCGGAUCAUGAAGAUUCUGUAACUGCAGUAUCGUUUUCCAGUCUUGCCGAAGGUAUUUCGUUUUCCGGAAUGACCGACAACAGUGACGAUAUUCCCGGCAUUGGUCAGUAUGAUGAUUUUCAUACGAUCGACUGGCAGCGGGAUAUAGCCCGCGACCGGAUGCGACAUCGAUACAUCGUGAAAAAACGACAGGAUUCAUUUUGGGAUCUGAUAAAGGGAGCUCAUGAUGCCUCAUCUGGUUGGGUUUGUGUCUUAUUGGUAGGAUUGUUCACCGGUUGUGUGGCUGGCGUGAUUGAUAUUGGUGCCAGUUGGAUGACAGAUUUGAAGUUCGGAAUCUGCCCGCAAGCUUUUUGGUUGAACAGGGAGCAAUGCUGUUGGUCAUCCAACGAAACUAGUUUCGUCAGCGGUAAUUGCUCACAGUGGCACACGUGGUCGGAGAUAAUCGCAUCGACUCGCGAGGGCGCGGGCGCUUAUAUCAUAUCAUACUUUUUCUACAUUGCGUGGGCAAUGUUGUUUGCCUUGUUGGCAGCCUCUUUGGUGCGCAUGUUUGCUCCUUAUGCAUGCGGUUCCGGUAUACCGGAAAUCAAAACUAUCCUGUCAGGAUUCAUCAUACGAAGCUAUUUGGGCAAGUGGACGCUCAUCAUAAAGUCCGUCGGCCUCAUAUUGGCCGUAUCAACAGGUCUUAGUUUAGGUAAGGAAGGCCCAAUGGUGCACAUAGCAAGCUGUAUAGGAAACAUAUUGUCCUACUUGUUUCCAAAAUACGGUAGAAACGAGGCAAAGAAGCGCGAAAUCAUAUCAGCAGCAGCGGCAGCUGGAGUCUCCGUGGCUUUUGGCGCACCAAUAGGAGGGGUUCUCUUCAGUUUAGAAGAAGUUUCUUAUUACUUUCCGUUGAAGACGUUAUGGAGAUCGUUCUUCUGUGCGCUGAUAGCCGCCUUUAUAUUGCGAUCGAUUAAUCCAUUUGGCAACGAGCAUUCAGUGUUGUUCUACGUGGAGUAUAACAAACCUUGGAUAUUCUUUGAGUUGGUGCCGUUUAUUGGACUUGGAAUAAUUGGGGGUUGCAUCGCUACACUUUUCAUCAAGGCCAAUCUAUGGUGGUGCCGCUUUAGAAAGUACAGCAAGUUGGGACAGUACCCGGUGACCGAAGUUCUUGCCGUUACAUUCAUCACCGCGGUUAUUGCUUAUCCAAACCACUACACACGAAUGAACACAAGCGAGCUGAUCUACCUAUUGUUUAGCCAGUGUGGCAUCUCCAACAGCGAUUAUCUAUGUGAUUAUAAUCGUAAUUUCACCGAUGUGAAGAAAACCAUCGAAAUCGCUGCCGCUGGCCCGGGAGUAUACAAAGCGAUAUGGCUGCUAACGUUGGCACUGGUCAUGAAACUGGUUAUGACCAUUUUCACGUUUGGUAUGAAAGUUCCUUGUGGACUCUUCAUUCCAUCGCUAGCUCUGGGAGCCAUCGUGGGUCGCAUCGUCGGAAUCGGAAUGGAACAACUGGCAUACCAUUAUCCAAAGAUCUGGAUUUUCUCUGGAGAAUGCUCAACAGGUGACGAUUGUAUUACACCGGGUUUGUAUGCCAUGGUAGGAGCAGCUGCAGUUCUAGGAGGUGUGACCAGAAUGACAGUUUCACUUGUGGUCAUAAUGUUUGAACUGACCGGAGGAGUGAGGUAUAUCGUACCUCUCAUGGCAGCAGCAAUGGCAUCCAAAUGGGUCGGAGACGCUCUCGGAAGACAGGGAAUAUAUGAUGCUCACAUAGCUCUAAACGGUUAUCCAUUUUUGGAUAGUAAAGAUGAGUUCCAGCACACUACUUUAGCAGCUGAUGUGAUGCAGCCAAAGCGGAAUGAAACGCUAUCUGUAAUUACUCAGGACUCGAUGACGGUGGAUGACAUCGAGACCCUACUUAAAGAGACUGAGCACAACGGCUAUCCUGUAGUUGUGUCCAAAGAAAACCAGUAUCUCGUGGGAUUUGUUCUGCGGAGGGAUCUCAAUCUCGCCAUAGCGAAUGCCCGACGGAUGAUCGAUGGCAUAGCAGGACAAUCAUUGGUGAUAUUUACGUCGGCGCAGCCGGUUCAAAACCUUGGACCAUCGCCAUUGAAACUGAAGAAAAUCCUUGAUAUGGCACCAAUCACUGUGACUGACCAAACCCCAAUGGAAACUGUCGUGGACAUGUUCCGCAAGCUGGGGUUAAGGCAAACUCUGGUGACACAUAACGGUCGGCUCCUGGGAGUGAUCACCAAAAAAGAUGUCCUACGGCACGUUAAACAAAUGGACAAUGAAGAUCCCAACACGGUUCUGUUCAAUUAGGAAAAUUAGCUUCCAAUAACACCCCACUUGAGUCCUACUUAAAAUUACGAAUUUGUAGCAAAUCGCAAUGUUUCACAUUUUUGAGUUGUAUUUAUUUAGCACACGAAAACGAAACAGGAACCCUUCCCAGAAAAAAAUGAGUAUUGCAUGAAUGACUAAACUGUCUACAGGACAAAACCACAAAUUCAUGGUAUGAAAUAGGAAUCAAAUUUUAUUACUGAUACUGAUAUUUUUAUAGUUUAAUUUAAAAUCAGUUGAAAUUUUUGUCCAAGUAUAAAUAGUGAGGAAAGAACAUCAUACAAUAUAUACACUUCUGUUAUCAAAUUCAUAGUAUACAUAGUUUCAUUCUAAAUAUAUUAUUCAGAAGAGAUGAUUGGAAAAUAUUUCGAUCAGUUGAUUUAGGCUGUUUUUGAGUAUUAGAAAGGUAGAGUAAAUGAAAGUAAAGCAACUAAAUUGUAUAAAUUUUAUACAGCGUUAACCCAUUUUUGUAUUGUAUAUUGAAGGGAAAUGCAAGCUUCUAUAGGUAAUAGUUUGGAUAGCUCAUACUAAUGACAGUGCGAUACUCAUGAAGCUAUCGGUUGUAAUUGUUUCCUAUAGAAUGUUGAGAAGUCGCUUUACUCUGGAAAUCCAGCCAAGUCAAAUGCAGCAUAAUUCAAUGGGAGAUAAUAAAGUUGUAUAUUUAUGUACUAAAACAUA